This is a messenger RNA of Kwoniella shivajii, 1665 nucleotides long. RefSeq names its product methylmalonate-semialdehyde dehydrogenase (acylating). Lineage: Eukaryota; Fungi; Basidiomycota; Tremellomycetes; Tremellales; Cryptococcaceae. Gene Ontology annotation, molecular function: malonate-semialdehyde dehydrogenase (acetylating, [NAD(P)+]) activity; methylmalonate-semialdehyde dehydrogenase (acylating, NAD+) activity. The transcript has 13 exons. Gene Ontology annotation, cellular component: mitochondrion. Gene Ontology annotation, biological process: thymine catabolic process; L-valine catabolic process. The coding region runs from base 1 to 1665 and encodes 554 amino acids. The record is from RefSeq and is a predicted model, not a curated record.
AUGAUUCGUCUUGUUAGACCCACCAUCCCCGUUCAUUCGAUUCGAUUGUCAAGGACAUACGCAGCGCCCGCUUUAGCCCAAACUGCUUCUUCCGCACCAUCAAAAGGACUAUCCCCCUUGGCUGCCAAAGCAGCAGAAGAAGUAUCGUCGACAUGGAGAGGAACUUCUGCACUAGGUGGCAAAACCAAAAAUUACAUUGGAGGUGAAUUCAAAGAUAGUUCAAGUGAAGAAUGGUUGGAUGUACAUGAUCCUUCAACACAAACCCUUUUAACCAAAGUACCCCAAACAACCGAAGCAGAAUUCGCAGAAGCGGUAGAUGCAGCUUCUCAAGCUUUCCAAACGUGGAGUAAGACUAGUGUGAUGAGAAGACAAAGAGUCAUGUUUGAACUACAACAUCUCAUACGACAGCAUUCGCCGGACAUCGCCAAGUCCAUCGUUCUCGAACAAGGUAAAACAUUCGCUGAUGCCUUGGGAGAUGUCGGAAGGGGUCUUCAAGUAGUCGAAUCUGCUACUGCCAUCACCAAUACUCUGUUAGGUGAUAAACUAGAAGUAUCCUCUGAUAUGGAUACUUUCUCAAGAAGAUUACCUUUGGGUGUUACUGCUGCCAUCACCCCCUUCAACUUCCCUGCUAUGAUCGUACUUUGGAGUGCAGCCUUAGCUACUGUCACGGGUAACACCUUGAUCGUCAAACCGUCCGAAAGGGAUCCAGGUGCUACGAUGAUAAUCGCUGAGUUAUGUGAAAGAGCUGGAAUCCCACCAGGAGUCAUUAACGUAGUACACGGAGGUGCACCGACUGUAAACAGAAUAUGUGAUGACCCAGCUAUCAAAGCUAUAUCUUUCGUGGGAGGUGAUAAAGCUGGUGAACAUAUCUACAAUAGGGCUACUCUACUAGGAAAAAGAGUUCAAGCCAAUAUGGGUGCUAAGAACCACUGUGUAAUCAUGCCCGACGCCAAUAAGAAUCUUACUCUUAACGCUGUCGCCGGUGCCGCGUUCGGUGCAGCCGGUCAAAGAUGUAUGGCUCUUUCAGUCGCUAUCUUCGUUGGCACUGCUAGACAAUGGAUUCCUGAGCUGUUGGAAAGAGCAAAGGAUUUGAAGGUCUCCGGAGGAUUUGAAGAGGGUACUGAUCUCGGCCCAGUCAUAUCCUCUCAGGCCAAAGCCAAGAUUGAGCAUUACAUCUCCACUGUAGAAGAAGAAGGUGGAAAGAUCCUCCUUGAUGGACGAGGUGUUACGGUACCAGAGUAUCCUAAUGGUAACUUCAUUGGGCCAACCGUGGUUGAAGCGACUGUCGACAUGAGCGCAUACAAAAAUGAGAUCUUUGGACCAGUACUCACCAUUGUAUCAGCCGAUACUCUUGAUGAUGCGAUUGCAAUUAUCAACCAGAACAAAUACGGGAACGGCGCUUCCAUUUUCACAAAUUCUGGUUCAACAGGUAGGAAAUUUGAGAUUGAAGCUGAACCUGGACAAAUCGGUAUCAACGUAGCUGUUCCAGUACCCCUCCCAAUGUUCAACUGGUCCGGAAACAAAGGUUCAUUCAAAGGAGAUAUUCCAUUCUACGGUAAAUCAGGAAUUGACUUCUACACUCAUCGAAAGACAACCACCGCUCUAUGGCCUGCUUCAGAUGCUGUUGGCAAUCGAGCAAGCGUCAUCAUGCCUCAAAUCCAUUAG